Messenger RNA from Heteronotia binoei (common prickly gecko), 3153 nucleotides. It is a transcript of the gene CHST13, whose product is annotated as carbohydrate sulfotransferase 13. Lineage: Eukaryota; Metazoa; Chordata; Lepidosauria; Squamata; Gekkonidae. The transcript has 3 exons. Bases 187 to 1209 code for a protein of 340 amino acids. Gene Ontology annotation, biological process: carbohydrate biosynthetic process; proteoglycan biosynthetic process. Gene Ontology annotation, molecular function: sulfotransferase activity. Gene Ontology annotation, cellular component: membrane. The record is from RefSeq and is a predicted model, not a curated record.
CCGCGGCUGCCGUGCGGUUCAUGCUUUCGAGUGAGACUGGACGGAGCUUGGACUGUAACGAAGAGCAGCUGCAGCAGCUCCAGCCAGGGCAAACCGAGCCAUGAGCAGCUGCCGCGAUUCUCCGGCUGCUUCCCCGGACUUGCACGCCUGGCUGGCCUCCUCAGGGGAUGCCUGGUAGGAAAGAGGAUGAGAAAAAGCAGGAUCUGCCGGAUGGUCCUGGCCACUUGUCUGGGCUCUUUGCUCCUGGUGGUCUUCUACUUCCAGAGCAGCCUGAACCCAGCUGCAGAGGACAGGAUUCUGAAGGUUAGCUGGCAUGACAAGUCUGGUCGAAGUCCUCUUCAGACUCUUUAUGAUAUCGACAAGGUUGAGCUGACAUCCCUACAAGCUACUCACCAACAGAGGCGAGACCUUCUAAGUGGAGUGUGUAAUCGCUACACCCGCAAGCGACGCCUCCUGACUUCUGAUGACUUGCGCCACUUGGUCGUUGAUGAUGUUCAUGGUCUGCUUUAUUGCUAUGUCCCUAAGGUGGCCUGCACUAACUGGAAGCGAGUCAUGAUGGUCUUGACGGGGCAUGGCAAGUACCAGGACCCUUUGGACAUCCCAGCCAACGAGGCUCAUGUAUCCUCCAACCUGCGCACUCUCUCUGAGUACAGCACUCCUGAGAUCAACUACCGCUUGCGUAACUACCUCAAGUUCAUCUUUGUGCGGGAACCUCUCGAACGGCUGGUCUCGGCCUAUCGCAACAAGUUCACUCGUAGCUACAACACAGCAUUCCACAAGCGAUACGGGACCAAGAUCAUUCAGCGGCAUCGGCAAGACCCUAGUGAAGAGGCCAUGGAGCGUGGCCACGAUGUGCGUUUUGAGGAGUUUGUGUACUACCUGCUAGAUCCACAGACACAGCAUGAGGAGCCUUUCAAUGAGCACUGGGAGAGGGUGCAUUCCCUUUGCCACCCCUGCAUCAUCCACUAUGAUGUAAUAGGCAAGUAUGAGACAUUGACCGAGGAUGCCAACUACAUCCUGCGAAUGAUCGAGGCUGACGCAGGCGUCAAAUUCCCAUCUUCCUCCAAGACCACCAGGACCAAUGAUGACAUGACAGCUAAGUUCUUUCAGAACAUUAGCCCCUUUUACCAAAGGAGACUUUUUAAUUUAUACAAAAUGGAUUACUUGCUCUUCAACUACUCCAUUCCUUCUUAUUUACGCAUCCGGUGAGGCUGGUUACAAGAGACCCUGCCCUUCCUUCUCCAUUUUGGACUUCUGCUGUCAACCAGUGAGCAAAAGCAGGAGUUGCUUAUCCAUUCCCACUCUCAGUGCUGUGGACAAUAUGGCAUGAUUCCAGUUUAUUAACAUAGCAGCUAUAGUUUCAUAUCUUUCUCUUUUCCAAGUUAAGGAAACUACUACUGUUUAAUUGUACUUCCUCCUGUUUCUCAACCAAAGAAAGCUAUUUCCAGAAUAUACUGGAGUUGUGGCCUUUUGUGAGGAGGUGGGGUGGGUGGAGUCAGUCAGGAACAAUCUGGAAAGCAAUAAAAAGUAUGUGUUUUUAGUGUGUUUAAAAUUCCUUUGAACCUCUCUCUCGAACAUCAACGAAAAUAGAAUGUGAGCCACCAAAAAGUGUCUUACUGUGAACAGUGUCAUAGUAUGAACAAGGAUUUUCUAUGAAACAAAGCCUAUUUCAUCUCCCUUCCACUACCUCUCAGCUGACAUUUGAUAGAGCUGGGCACCUCUUAGACCUCAUUCCCCUGCAAAUUCCAUUGACAUGACUAGAAAUUCCACUGGAGCAGUGCUUAGUCGAUUGCCCACUUGGCAUCUGUGUGUACGUGCACUUGUGUGCAUCAGUAGUCUAGCCAAGAGAAACAACAAAUGAUUUUCUUCAGUCCUUUUUUUUUUGUAAAGAACAUAUAUUGGAUUGGAUUGUUGUGGCCUGCUGUUUUUACCAAGCCCAGCAGAAUGUGGGCUAAAUCUGCAGAACAAGGUCCAUUUUAAAUGCUAGGGGUGGGCUGAGGCAAGUGAGUUUCAAAACACCUGCAGGCAGAGAGGGUCAUCCAUUUUCUCCAUUACCAACUUAGGGAAGACCAUUGAACCGCUUGAUACCUUUGGAUCCCAUCACCCUCCAGCUCUGCUAAUGGGAUCUCUGUUCUCCAUGCAGAAGUACACAGGGCAGAUCCCACACAUCCAGCCUGUUUAUUUUCUGAAAAUGUGCACUUGCAUUUGUUUCCUUUCUCUCUUAGCACCACAGAGGAUGAAAAACAAGCACCUCCAGGGUGACAGCAACCAUUGUUUGUUUUCCUUGAAACCUUUGUUUUCUUUACCAUUAUUGUCUUUGGUUGGGGAUAGACUUCCUCCAGAUUGUAUUCAUGUCAACUGCAUUUAGAAAGAGCCAGGUGACUAGCCCUCAUCUGGAGAGAAGGGAUCACUGACCUAGGGAAGAAGGAAGGUCUUUUGGCUUUCUAGCAGCAGCUGGUAGAAGAAGAGCACAGCACUUAGAACAGGGCUGCCCUGCUUUGUGUGUGCCCUACCCCUGGAUGACCUUCCCUUCCAUUAAACUAGGGUUUGUCCCUAAUGGUGGAACAUUGCCACAUAAUAAGAGCUGAGUUAGAUUGGGUCCAUCUAGUCCAGCAUCCUGUUUCACAUCGCAGACAACCAGUUAACCUGGAGGGCCAACAAACAGGGCACAGAGACCAAGGCCUUCCCCGAUGCAUCUUAGCACUGGCUUCAGAGGUUUAUAUGAAUAUGAAGGUUCCCUUUACUAACCAUAGUUGAUAGGCAUUGAUUGACCCAUCCUCUAUGCAUCUGUCUUAACCCCCUUUUAAAACCAGUCGUUGCUUCUCACCCAAAGAAGCUGCCUUCUUAUGUAUGGGCCAAAUCUGGCAGGCAUUUCUGUUUAUUUUUUGGGAAGCACUUUGGAGUCCUGGGGAAGAGAAUGCACUCUAGAAAUAGGAAAAUAGGAAACUUUAAGCAGCGAUCAUGUGGGAUUUGGAGGCAUGGUGGAGUGUGUGAAAGUGGGUGCGGUGCGUUUGUGGGAAAAGACGGCCUUAUUGGUAAGCCCUUGCCAGGCUGCCAAGCUUUGUAGCAAUUGUACUUGAAGCAUCAGUCUUGAAACUGUAAAUCUGAAUUGGUCCAGAGGGCCAGUUUUGCUUAAAUAAAGCCUGUCUUUCC